Molecule: messenger RNA, 537 nt
Organism: Cariama cristata (Red-legged seriema)
Lineage: Eukaryota; Metazoa; Chordata; Aves; Cariamiformes; Cariamidae
Gene: GKN2
Product: gastrokine 2
Exons: 6
Coding region: 1-537 (178 amino acids)
Biological process (GO): regulation of cell population proliferation
Source: RefSeq, a predicted model, not a curated record
AUGAACGGAUUUGCUGCAGUGUUCAUUUUGCUGGGAGUCUUUUGGACUCAGACUUCUGCAUUGGAUACCUAUCUCCUGCAUAACCCUGUCAAUGGCUAUGUCACUGGAACUAUGACUAUCCACAAUGAGGAAAACAUUGUUGAAGUCCAUGUCCGUUCUGGCAGGUACUCCUCUGAUACCAUUUUCGACUACUCACGUGGCUAUGUUGCAACAAGGUUAUUUUCAAGAAACGCCUGCUUUAUCAUGAAAAUAAGUCAGGAAUCCAUCCCAGACCUGCAAGAAAUCGGACGCCUGGCUUUUGAAAAAGAGACUAUGAAGAAAAUAUACUCUCCAAAUAAUGUGUGGGUACAGUUUCAAUCUGGCCAUUCCAUCUUUGGGCAUCUCAAAGACUGGCUUAUCUACGGUAAAGCCAUUGAACAACUCUGUGCAGAUCUGCCUCUCUACCGCCUUGAGAAGACUGAAACAGAAAUAGAUGGCUGUGCCGAUGCAGGAAUUCCAGGCAUUUUGGGCAUGAAAAUCUGUGAGAAAACCUAUUAG